CAAAACUCCCCAAAUAUCAUAAUCACAAUAACUCAACAAAUCGCUACAAUACAAAUUGUCCGCCAUCUCAUCUGCAAUGAAUUUUCCCAAAAGUCUCUUGCACACAGAUUUUUUCAAAGUCAACUAACGUGUUUGAUACAGCCCUCAACUUUUUUUUUUUUCUUGGUUUGUCUUUGAGUUGAUAUGAAUCUCAGUAAAAUUAAGCGCAGCCCCAAUUAAAAUCACUAAAACAACAUCAAAGCUUCCGAAACCUAUUUUCUUCCUUGUUUCACCUCACAUGGUUUGAUGAAGAGAAUGAAUUAUAAUCCAAUGAAGCUUGCCCAGAAUGUAGUUUUCGUUUUCAUACCUCUCCUUCUCAUAAAUCGAGCUGAUUCGAGCUGCCCAAGUUCUUUCGAGUGUGGCGAUUUGGGAACCCUAGAAUUCCCCCUUUCAAAUAGAAGGGACUGCGGCUUGUUCAUGGUCGAAAACUGUACGGCACAAUUUCCAGUUAUUCAUUUUGGGGCAGAUGAUGGGCAUCCGUAUACUAUCCUACGAAAAUUGUCGGCUAAUAGGUUUUUGAUUAACGAUGAAGUGAUUUCGGUGCAUCUCAGAACAUCCGUUUGUUUUGGUUUGAGAAAUUUGUCCCUGCCUCUGUCUCCAUUGGCUUCAUUCACAGUUACGCCGAAUAUGACUGUGUUUUUGUGCUCAAGUCAGCUUUCUUACGAACGAAAUUUCGAGCAUUACAACUAUACAAAUUGCUCGCCUUUUCAAGUGUACUAUAGGUACCCAUCUACUGGUUAUCCUGUUCCCGAUAAUGUCCCUUCAGAUUGUUCGGUUAUUCAAGUUCCUGUUGGGUCUGGCAGGAAUCCAUAUAAUCUUACUGAUUUGAUAAGUUCUGAAUAUAUUGUGGAGUGGAAUGUUUCUGAAGAUUGUUACGAGUGUCACCAUGAAGGCGGCAAAUGCCUUACCAAUCACAUGAAUCAUUUCCACUGUGAUAGAGAUAAUAGACGACGAAAGGUGGUGAUAGGAGUUGGUAACUUCCGGAGGAGGGGUGUUGCUUAUUAUGAGCUUCGCGGUUGCUUCCUAUACAUUAUGGCAACGGAAGAAGAGAAUGAACAAGAACUACCUCCUAUCGAGAAACUUAUCUUUCGACCCAUCCUCCAAAUCAGACGUGGAAGGCGGAGGAAGCUUCUACUUCGGCAUCCCGAUUUUCUCCUACACAGAACUUGAGGAGGCCACCAAUAACUUCGAUCCGUGCAAAGAACUCGGUGAUGGUGGCUUCGGGACCGUAUACCAUGGGAAGCUACGUGACGGGAGGGAAGUAGCUAUAAAGCGGCUCUACGAGCACAACUACCGCCGAGUCGAACAAUUCAUGAACGAAAUAAAAAUCCUCACUACGCUCCGCCACCAGAACCUCGUCUCUCUAUACGGCUGCACUUCCCGCCGAAGCCGUGAGCUCCUCCUCGUCUACGAGUACAUCCCAAACGGCACAGUGGCCGACCAUCUCCACGGCAACAAGAAGCCGCGGGCCCACCUCCCUUGGCCCGUCCGCUUGCGCAUCGCCCUCGAGACGGCCACGGCUCUCGCCUACCUCCACAAAUCCGACAUCAUCCACCGAGACGUCAAAACCAACAACAUCCUCCUCGACGCCAAUUUCCGAGUCAAAGUUGCCGAUUUCGGCCUCUCGCGACUCUUCCCCAACGACGUCACGCACGUCUCGACGGCCCCACAGGGGACGCCCGGAUACGUCGACCCGGACUACCACCAAUGCUACCAUCUAACCGAUAAAAGUGACGUGUACAGCUUCGGGGUCGUCUUGAUCGAGCUUAUAUCGUCCAUGCCAGCUGUCGACAUCACGAGGCACAGGCACGAGAUCAAUCUCGCCAGCCUGGCGUUGAAUAGGAUAGGGAGGUGCGAGUUUGGGGAGCUCGUGGACCCCGCGCUUGGGUUCGGGACGGAUGCUGAGGUGGCGAGGAUGACGACGGCGGUGGCUGAGCUGGCGUUCAGGUGUCUGCAGCCGGAUAAGGACUUGCGGCCGGCGAUGGACGAGGUGGUUGAGUUUUUGAGGGAUGUGAAGGGUAGUUUGGGGAAUGUGCCGAUGGAGAAGGAGACUGACGAAGACGUGUUGCUUGAGGAGAAGAAUUUGGAGGGGUCGCCGAAGACGGUUACGGAUAUGUGGGCGAGUAGCGGCUCGACUACAUCGAGUUCGGUUUCUUGAUUAUUAUUAUUUUUAUUAUUAUAUGUUUAAAAUGUUUAUUUAGUUUUAUUUAGAGCUUUGCUUGCUUGCUUUUUGGAAUAUUGGGGUGGGAGAUCAUCUUUAGCUGCUUUGGCUGUUUAUUGUUUGUGUAAUUUUCGUCAUUCACCACAGUCGAAGGGGCUUGUUUUUUGGGUAGAUCCUCCUUUCGGGUUUCGUAUGUAUAGUCUUCUCUGUGCUGGUAUGAAGUAUGUAAAUUGCAGUUGAUUAUAGAAUAGAUGAAAGGCGAAAANUCUUAUAU
Molecule: messenger RNA, 2474 nt
Organism: Striga asiatica
Lineage: Eukaryota; Viridiplantae; Streptophyta; Magnoliopsida; Lamiales; Orobanchaceae
Source: the annotation of a GenBank genome assembly